This is a messenger RNA of Rhopilema esculentum, 516 nucleotides long. The record is from RefSeq and is a predicted model, not a curated record. NCBI's taxonomy places the organism in Eukaryota, Metazoa, Cnidaria, Scyphozoa, Rhizostomeae, Rhizostomatidae.
AUGCUUGGAAUUUUUUCUUGGAGCAACUGUGGAAGUAAAUCAGAUGCAAUUCAAGUGAAAUCCUUGGGUGUCAAUCCCGAUCCAAUAGUAAUUCCUGGAACUGUUAACGUCUCAGCGGAUGUCAUGGUUGCCGAAGACAUUACUUCCCCAUCUUCUGUGGCGCUUGUUAUCGAGAAAAAGAUCUUUGGAUUCUAUGUCAAAGUACCCUGUGUCGAUAACUUGGGUUCGUGCACUUAUGAAAAUCCAUGCAGUCUGCUGCAGAAUGUGACAUGUCCAGAAAUCUUCAAGCAGCAUGGCAUUAACUGCAGAUGCCCUGUAAAGAAGAGCGAAUACAAACUGCCACCAUCUUCACUAACUCUGCCUGAUAUCAAACUCCCAUCUUUCAUCGAAAAUGGCGAUUACAAAAUACAAGCAACUUUGAUGAAAGGUUCAGCACGUCUUGGCUGUUAUGAAAUCAAAGCUUCAUUGCAGACAAAAAGCCAAAUACAAGUUUAGAGCAGAAAGAAAAACCUGUCC